CCUCAGUCGGCCGCACCCAGCUGCGCGCCACCUCUUGUCCACGCAGCGCCCGCACCGCCGCACGCGCCCGCGCCCGCGCGACCGACACGCGCGCGCUCGGAUCGCCGCAAGGGCCCAAACACCUCCGGGCGCCCCAGCGCGCGUGAGGCUCGAGGGCCGGCGCAUCCGCGCCUCAGCCGCCGCCGCCGUCAAGCUCUCUGCUCUUCACCACUCUCACCUCUCGCCCGCCGCCGCGGAUGAGCGCAGCCGUGAUGAGCGCUGCUCCCCUCUCUCCCUCGCUCUCCUCCAACGGCUUGCGCGUCGGCGCCGUGCCGCCGCCGCGGCGCGCCGCACCCGCGCUGCCCGGCUCCAAGUCGCGCGACCUGGCGCGCGCCGUCGAGGCGCACGCCUCGGCGGCCGAGGCGGUGCGCGCCUACCGCCCGCCCAGCGCCUGGAGCGAGGCGCCGGGCAACGCCGAUGUCGUGUGGGGCGGCGACGGCGACGGCGACGGCGCGGGCUAUGCGCAUGCCUUUGGCGCCGCGUCGCCCAGCCUGUCGCAGCAUGCGCCGCUGCCCAGCCCCGGCCUCAGCUCCGAGUUCGGCGGCGAGGGCGACCGCUUCAGCGACGCCGCCAGCUGGGACGGCAACGAGGCGCCGCUGGCCGAGCGCCUCGACGCGCCGCACGCCGACGACGCCGACGAGGGGCUGGCGGGCGCCGUGGACGGGCAGCGCGACGAAGACGAUCCAUACGCCGAUUCGCGCAGCACGUACGGCCACGCGCGCGGCUCCAGCGUCGCCUCGAGCAUGUGGGCGGGCCGCGGCGCGCCCGCCUCGCGCGCCAGCGUCAUCUCGACCGCCUCGACGAGCGCAGCGGGCGCGCCCAAGCGCCGAGCAGCGCCGCCCAUGCCCGGCAUCACGCCGGCCAUGGCGCUGCGCGCACAGCAGAUGAGCGCCUCUGCUGCUGCGCCUUCCCAGCCGCCGGCGGCACUGCAGCGCCAGGCGCCGGAAGAGCAGAGCCAAAGCAUCCUCGAUCGCUCGCCGAUGAGCAUGUACAGUCCCGCCACCGAGGGCGAUGCUCAGUGGGGGCGCCGUCCUUCUCACGCAUCCAGCAGCGGGCUCGAGGAGUUUGACGCCGCUGCGGAACGAUCCGCAGAGCUGCCGCCCGAAGGCGCACUGCCCGCAGAGUUCGAAAUGCUCUCGUCCGACGCGGCCGAGGAGCAGGACGCGAGCCGCUCGACGAACGCCACGCAUGUGGAAGAGGAGGAGGAGGAGGAUGUGUCGCGCGACACGCUCUCGGCUCUCAACAGCGACAUGGCGCGCUCCAAGAGUGGCAGUCGAAGAGGCUCGCCGGCUCUCGUCUCGCCGCGCAGCCCCGCGUUCGGCGGCGCCGGCAGCAGCGGCGGGGCAGCACGCGCGCCCUCGGUGCCGCAGCGCAAGACGCGCGGCCGCAAGGACCGCUCGCCGGUGCUGAGCUACGCGGAUGGCGAGGAGGAGGAGCAGCGUCUCGUCGCACUGCAGGCUGGGCCCAGCGACUUGCAGCGCAUGAGCAGUCUUGGGCCGAAACUCAAGAAGAACUCGCCGGCGCCGUGGGAGUUGGGCGCAGAGGAGGAGGAGGAGAUGCCGAGCAGCGGCAGCAAGUACUCGCGCGGCGGAGAGGGACGCUCUAGCUCGAGCUCGAGGCCGAGUCAGAGUGGAGAUGCUCCUUCGUCGAGCGGAUCAAGAGGCUUUGGAUGGCCCAGGCCCAGCACCGACGCUAGCCGCGUGCCGAAGUCGCCAGCCUACCCACCGCCAUCGAUGCCCUCCAGCGACACGCGCGGCUCGCUCGCUUCCAGUCGAGGAGGAGGCGGCGCCGUGGAUCUGGCGAGCGAGGCAUCGGAGCAUGAACUCGAGGCCACGCGUCGGUCUCGCUCCAAGAGCGUCAGCUCGAGCGCUGCGGGCAUGCUCAAAGGCCUCGGUCUUGCAGCCUCGGCGACGCCCGCCGGCAAGCGUGGCAAAUUCGCAAAGGCAUUUGGCAGGAAAGGAGGCGCUCCUGCUGUGCCUGGUGCUCAGGCACAGGGCGGCAUGUCUUCGGCGCCUAGCUGGCACAGCGCGGCAGGCAGCGAGGAGCGAGGCAACAGCCUCAGCCUGCCUGGCUCGACGUCCGACGAGUUUGUCUCGCCGAGCUCGCCACCCAUGCGCGCGCACUCGCCACUGGCGCCGCAGAGCUACGCAGCCUCUUCGCAGCAGCAGCCAGGUGGCCUACCCGUCCACCCCCUGGCCUCGACCUCGGCGGGCAGCAUGUCGACGGCGACGAGCACUGGCACCAUCACGGGCGGCAGCGGCGGACGCGGCAGCACGAGUGCAGAGAGCGGCGGCGGCACCAGUGUGCAGAGCAGCACGCGCUCGUCAGGCCCGAGCAUGACGAGCAGCACUGCUGCCACGAGUCCUGCGAGUGCGGCACCUCAACAUCUGAGUGCACUCGGCACCGCCGCUGCGCCGAACGGCCCCAACAUUGGCGGACUGAGCGCUGCGGCUGCAGGCGCCUCGACGCGCGGCUUGAAGGAGCCGGCCUUCCUGCCUCGCACGCCUAGUCCGGCACCUCGAAGCCCGAAUCUGGCUCCGCGCGCGCUGCAGACGCCCGCCCGCAGUCCGAGCGGCAACAUUGCCCCUCGCAACGCCGGAGGUGUGGGCUACAAGCGCAGCAGCACGUUCCUGGCUGACGGCCAGCUGGUGCCCCGCGGUCCUUCGCCUGGCACCAGUCCGCUGCCAUCGCCGAACAUGAGCGCCUCGGGACAGUUCACGUUUCCCAACCCCAAUUCGCGCUCCACGUCUGCCUCGGGACACAUGUCGCCGGAGAGCUACAUGGGCGCGCCUCUUGAGCAUCCCAACGCCUCUACUUCGCAGCUCGAUCUUCGCACGUCAUCCGCCACGCCUACAUCUGCACUGCUCGUGCCUCCGCAGCACGGCGCCGAUGCUUCGCCGCGCGGCCUCAGUCCAUCGCUUAUGUCGGGCUCGCCAGGCUCGCUCAACAUGUCCCGCGCCGCUUCGUUCGGCUCGAUGAAUGGCGCCCCACCGAUGCCUAUGCCGAUGCGCAGCUCGUCGACUGGCGGCGGCGGCGGCAGCGAAGGCGAACUGCCGCCGCCCAUCAUGCCAGGCGCCAGCGGCAUGAGCUCGCUGCCGUCUGUCGGCGCACACGAAGGUGUGCCGUACAAGCUCAUCUCGCUCCAAGAGGCGCGCGAGCUGCAAGAGCGAGAACGUGCGGCGCGCGCCGUGGCAGAGCCGAAUCGCUUUGCCAAUGGCCCGCAGCCUUCGAGUGCGUCAGAGGGCCGCGGCAUCAAGAACAAGAAGUCGGGCUUCAUGCGCAUGUUCGGCAAGGAGAAGAACGCAGAGGAAGAGCUCGAUUCUCAAGGCAUGAGCAGUCGACCGAGCCAGAACAGCCUCGAGGAUGGCGCUCGCAGAGAGAGCAAGAGCACGACGAGCGGCUCGGUGCACGGCAAUGCAGGCGUGGGCCGCAUGCCGUCCUUCAUGGUCAACGGCUCGGCUGCGCCUGCCGAAGAGACGACGGCCGCGCCCGCCCUCUCGCUCAGACCCGUCAGCUCGAUGUUCCUAGGCUUUGGCGCCGAGAUGCUGGACCCUGCGGCGCUGGGUAUCACUGCCGACGAGAGCGACAAGGCGGCACCACCGCCGACGUCGACGCUCGGUGGACUUGCGAUACCCGAGGAAGGAGGCAAUCGUCUGCUUCCGCUGCCCAGCUCUCCGGCGCUCACGAAUCGCUCGGGCGACUCACACUCGAGCGGCGGCGGCUCGGCACUCGGCGCUGCGCCUGCUGGCUACAGCAACGGCAGCAGUGGCAACGGCAUGUCGCCGCGCAAGGCUCCUCCUGCCGGCCUGGCUCUGUCUUCCUCUGCGCUUCGGCAGCCGAACAACAGCGCACCUCCUCGUACGUCAAGCAGCGUGCGCAGCAGCGAGCUGGGCUCUCCCAGCUACGCCAGUGUCUCGCACGACAUCGACGCUGCCCUGACGUCGCUGGGUGCCCCAGGCAGCAAGCGUAGCGCAGAGGAGUUCGUCAGUCCGAUGACGUCGCCCAUGACGCCUGCCUUUGCGUCUUCCGACGCCGGCAUGUCGAGUCUGGGCCACGCCAGCACGCAUGGGCAGCAGCAUUCCAUUCCUGCAUCCAGUCGCUCGCUCGCAGUCACUGCACACUCGCGGCUCGGCAAUGCCUCGUCUUCAUCGUCGGCGGCGGCGCGUCCACACUCGAGCGCAAGCACGUAUUCGGAGUCUGGCUCCUCUGCCUUGGCCCUCUCGCACUUCCCUCCGACGCCAGCGACCGAGUCGACGGCGACGCUCUCGCCCUCGGUCGGCGCAGGCGGCAACUCUGCCGCUGCAGUCGUGCGCACGCGCGCGCUGGAGAUCGAGGCGGCCAUCGCGGAGCUUGCGGCCGAAUUGACGGCGCUGCGCACGGCUGCGGGUGCGGCGUCGGGAAGCAACGACUCGCUGCUUGCGCCCGCCAGUCCGAUGAUUCCCAGCUCGCCCAUCCCGCCAUGCGAGUCGUGUGGAUGCAAUUGCGCGGAACAGAAGAGGGCUCAGGCGCUCAACGAAGCGGCAGUGCUCAAGAGUGUCAGCAUCCUCAAUCGCUCCCGCGCCAUCAAGCCCUCGCAGCACGCCGACGCCGGCAAGUUUGGAGGCUACACCAAUCGCUGAGGGCACCGCCGCUGCCUCGUCCAGCCCGUCUCCUCUCGCUCUUCGCUCUCUCUCUCUCUCCCGUUGCUCCUUCUCUCGUGCUCCCUCUCGGCCACGCUCGCCGCCCGGAUGCAGGCGAGCUUUUUUCUUCUGCCAGCCCUCCUCGCAUCUCUUAUGCCCCUGCCUGCUCCCGUCUCGCUCCCUCGCCUCUUCUCCGGUCGGCUUCGCUCUCCGCACCCCUCUCUAUACGUAUGCCCCUCGUCCGCGUUACCCGUGCGUCUGCCCGCACCUUCUCCCAGUCUUUCUCGUGACGCGAAACAUCUGCAACGCAUCCUUCUACUCUCCGCCUCUGUCUCAGCCUCCUCUCUCUUGCUUGCCAGAUGAAGGACGGUCUAGAUUGGCGCGAGGCCAAAGAUGGCUCUGAAGCGCUCAAAGAGCAUCAAGCUCACGACGCUGUGGCAUCCCAGUCUGAGCCAGCACAUGGC
This is a messenger RNA of Tilletiopsis washingtonensis, 5122 nucleotides long. RefSeq lists its product as hypothetical. The transcript is spliced from 2 exons. The record is from RefSeq and is a predicted model, not a curated record. NCBI's taxonomy places the organism in Eukaryota, Fungi, Basidiomycota, Exobasidiomycetes, Entylomatales. The coding region runs from base 237 to 4658 and encodes 1473 amino acids.